AGAUGGGAUGGUACAGUAUCCGCGGUGAUGCGACCGGCCAAAUCAUUUUAUUCUCUCCAUUCAGACAAUGUAUAGUUAACAACUAUGCGAGUGGCAAGGACAAUCAUCGGUAUUUACAAAGACAUAUGCUAGUAACAUGUCGCGUAAAAGUAAUGUCAGUUUCUUGUCCAUUUUUUCGUUGGAAAAUCAGUCAGUCUUGAGCCUUGAUUUAUCUUGUUUAACAUACAAGGAAGCGCAUGUAAGGUAGACAGUGAAAUGUGCAAAAUAUAAUUGAGAAAAUAUGAUUUUUAUCAAGGCAAUGAUCCUCAACGGACAAGGGAUUGUAUUUCUUCUUUCCUUUCUAAUAAACACAUUAUUUUGUCAAAGCGAAGAGGCAUCUUGCCAUGGAGCUUUUGAUAUUUAUUUCGUUUUAGAUAGGUCUGGUAGUGUGUAUGAUAACUGGGGAGAGAUCUAUGAGUUUGUGGAGCAGCUCACCAACCGCUUUGUGAGUCCAAAGAUGAGAGUUUCCUUCAUAGUUUUCUCAUCUAGAGCGGAGGUGAUUCUACCACUAACUGGAGACAGGUAUGAAAUAGAGGAAGGCUUGAAAAAGUUAAGUGAAAUCAGACCAGCUGGUGAAACAUACAUGCACGAAGGAAUGAAAGUGGCUUCAGAGCAGAUAAAGGCCCAGGUCACACGGUCAUCCAGCAUCAUCAUCGCUCUGACUGAUGGGAAACUGGAGGUCUAUCCCUAUGAACUGACAGUAGAGGAGGCUAACGCGGCCAGGGAGUUUGGUGCUAGAGUGUACUGUGUCGGUGUGAAGGACUUUGAUGAGAGACAGCUUGUUGACAUUGCAGACAGCAAAGACCAAGUAUUCCCAGUGCUGGCUGGAUUUCAUGCACUCAAAACCAUUGUGAAUUCGAUUUUGAAGAAAUCCUGCACAGAAAUAUUCAGUAUAGAGCCCACUAAUGUUUGUGUGAACGAAUCUUUUAACAUUGUGCUGAGAGGAUAUGAUUUCACCCGUGGGAGGAGCCAGGAGGGAGUAAUCUGUGUUCUCACAGUCAACCAGAAGACCUACAAUGAGAGCCCUAGUGUGGUGCAGGAUGGCUAUCUGUUGUGUCCAGCACCAGUGCUGCAUGAAGUCGGACAAUCGAUAGAUGUGCUGAUCAGCUUGAACAAGGGUCAGUCCUACAUCUCAAGUCCAUUCACUAUCUACGCUACAGAAUGUUCUGAUGGGACAGUGGUGCUGGUGCUGGUCUUGGUCCUCCUCCUGUUACUGGCUCUGGUUCUGCUGUGGUGGUUCUGGCCGCUCUGCUGCACUAUUGUGAUCAAGGACCCCCCUCCCUGUCGCCCCCCUCCUCCCCCUCCUCCACCAGUACCUGAGCCUGAGGAGGACCCUCUACCCAAGAGGAAGUGGCCCAUGGUGGAUGCAUCCUAUUAUGGAGGAAGAGGUAUCGGAGGAAUGAAACGCAUGGAGGUUCGAUGGGGAGAGAAGGGUUCCACGGAGGAAGGUGCACGGCUAGAGAAAGCUAAGAACGCAGUGGUCACAAUGGUGGAAGAGGAGGUGGAUGAAACCAUUGGAAGAAAACCAAUGCCUCAUAGUCCACACCCCACCUAUCACAUCCCAGAACAGUCCAGAUGGUACACACCCAUCAAGGGGCGUUUUGAUGCUCUAGUAGCAUUACUCAGGCGCCAGUAUGAUCGAGUUGCUGUCAUGAGACCAACAGCACAGGACAGGGGGCGCUGUAUGAAUUUCACCCGAGUUCCCAAUCAUUAGGUCAAACACACCAUAAUCUGUGGACUAUGAGGCUAUGGAGAGAACAGGAGCCCAUAGCCGUGGGAAGAGUGGGUGCUGAGGGUGCUGAGGGUGCUCUCGGCCCCCUGAAGAAAAAAAUAUAUAGACAAAACAUUUAUUAAUACAUAUUUUAUUUUUAUUUAUAUAUAUUUUAUAUUUUAAAUACUUCACAAAAGUAGUACACUGGGGCUUUACUAGUCCUGGAUUUGCGGACCGAUAUAGCCGUCUGUAUCAGCACCCCCACCCUCAAACUACUUCCUGCGGCUAUGCAGGAGCCUAUGGGCAACAUACCUAAAACAUCCAACUGUAAAUGUGCCUCUCCUAGGACUUAUUAUUUAACAUGUAUUUAUCUGGAAUAAAACAGGGCUGUUCAGUAGCAUUCAACAAUGUUAGCUUGCUUACUUGCUAUAAAAUCCUCAUGUCACCGUUUCAUUUAUUGUCAGGAGUCAUUCAAGUUCAUGUCUGUUUAUUGGUCAUAUAAACAUGAUAUACGUGGAUAUACAAUUAAAUACUUAACUUACAGUUUCACCUCUUGACAAUAAAACAACAAUCGUAAGUAAUUAAGUGAAUAAAAGAGUACUAAAAAUAAAGCUCAGUGAAUUUUAAAAAAUUGGUACAAAAUGUUGAAAUUUUUUGUACACAGUGUAUUUCUCUUAUUUUUUAUUCAAGCUCUGCUGUUUCAAAUGUGGUUUUCUAAAUAAAGAUUUUUCAACAUUC
Messenger RNA from Oncorhynchus keta (chum salmon), 2488 nucleotides. Its product is annotated as anthrax toxin receptor 2-like. Gene Ontology annotation, cellular component: membrane. NCBI's taxonomy places the organism in Eukaryota, Metazoa, Chordata, Actinopteri, Salmoniformes, Salmonidae. The record is from RefSeq and is a predicted model, not a curated record. The transcript has 17 exons. Gene Ontology annotation, molecular function: signaling receptor activity. The coding region runs from base 281 to 1753 and encodes 490 amino acids.